This is a messenger RNA of Zea mays, 1887 nucleotides long. RefSeq lists its product as uncharacterized. The coding region runs from base 388 to 1461 and encodes 357 amino acids. The transcript has 4 exons. The record is from RefSeq and is a predicted model, not a curated record. Lineage: Eukaryota; Viridiplantae; Streptophyta; Magnoliopsida; Poales; Poaceae.
CGGAGGGUUGGCAAAGGAAAUUCGUAGGAUCACUGUUGCUAAGGAUUUUUUCCUAUCUGUCCCUUUGGUUCCCAAAAAAAUAAAGGAAAGAAUCCAUAGGAUUGCCGUUCCGUGGUCUGAUUUUAUAGGAAAUCUACCAAGAGGUCAGACCUCUUGGAACGAUUCCUGGUGGGAAUGUUCGCGCGUCGGGCUACUUUUCACCCGCGUCUGCUACCUUUCGCGCCGUUUUUCUAGUUUCUGGUUGACACUUCCAGACGUUUCCUUCCUCGUCGAUCUCGCAAAAAACUCAUCUGCUCCCCUUCCCAACGGUGACCACGGGCAAAAGGCAUUUGCUCCAUUUCGAUCUGCGACCUUCCCCACGGCGGACUACCAGUACUGCAAGGGGUGAUGUCGGGCAGAGGUCGUGCGCAGAUGAAUACUGCUGUUCAAGGUGACCUGUCUAAUGGGCGAUGUGUCAUGAAUGUUGACAGUGAGCGAGAUACUACUGAGCCUACUACUGAAAUUGGAACCACCCGGAAGAGGGCCAAAUGGAGCCAUGAGAUGAAAUUGUUUCUUAUUGGGCUUCUCAAAGAUCAUGAUGUGCCAGGUUUUAGAACACAUAAUGCUUGGAGUAAGGAAGCAUGGACAAAUAUUGUUUGUCACCUGAAUGCAAAAUUUGGUUGUUCAUUUACUCUCAACCAAGUCAAACAGAAGGAGCAGGACUUAAAGAAGGACUAUCGUGUUGUGAAAGAAUUACAAGAAGAAAGUGGUUUUGGAUGGGACAAUGAAAGGAAUAUGGUGACAGCACCUCCAAAUGUUUGGGCCAGUUUUGCUGCUCGUAAGAACAAUACUGAUGCCCUCACAUGGCAAGAUAAAUCAUUCCCAUAUUUUGAUGAUUUAUUUUCACUCUAUGAUGGUCGUUACGCAGAAGGGAGAACUCGUCAUGGUAUGGAUCAUUAUGCGAACAAGGCAAAGAAUGCACCAGCUCCUUCAACUCAACAAGCACCAGCAACUGAUACAUAUCAGUCACCAUCUCCUACUUGGGCUACUCAAUGUGACUCUGGUUUGCAGUUUCAUUUUGAUGAAGAGGCUGAUGUGAUUCCUAUGCAGCACAUGAAAACUCCUCCUAGUUCAACACCAACACCUAUAGAAGCAGAAUCUCGACGUGGAAAGAAACAAAAGACUAAACCUGGUAGCCCCGAAGAAGGAUUUUAUGAGAGGUAUCUAAAGCUGAAAAGGGAAGAAAUUGAUAGAUUUGCUGCUAUCGAGGAAAAGAAAUUGGAGGAUCCUUACAGCAUCAACAAGUGUAUCAUAGUGCUUGAAGGCUUAAAUGACCUACAUAUGGGGGACAUAUUAUUGGCUUCUGAUAUAUUCCAAAACAAGAAUAACAGGGAAGUUUUCUUAUCAUUUCAAGGUGAUGCACUUAGAUUGGCUUGGGUUAAAAGGGAGAUUAAGCGUUUGCAGGCUGAGCAAAACUACUGAGGACGUUUUCACUGAUGCUUUUGUUUGGGAUAUAUAAAGGGCAUCCAACUUAUCACUAAUUAGGGGUACAAUAGUAGUAGGACUACAAUAGUACUAAGAGUACAAACUAAGUCCUGCGGGCUACAUAUUGUUCCCACAUCUGAUGUGCUAUAUCAUCUCUCUUUCGAUUUCCAGCUUCUCUAGAAUUAUUAAACAUCUGUAUAUCACUGUUAUAGUGUUGGUCACCACUUGGCACUUCGACAAUCUGUUCUGGAUCUAACUCAUCAUUGGAAUUAGUUGGCCACUGCAUAUCUCCAUUAUGUAGGCGUAUGAAGUUGUGUAGAACACAACAAGCAACUGAUAUAUCAACUUGCUUAUUAACUGGAUAGUGUGAGCCAGUCCUUAGUAUAGGAAACCUCAUUUUCAAUAUACCAAUUGACCUCUCAA